Nematostella vectensis (starlet sea anemone) is the source of this 3226-nucleotide messenger RNA. RefSeq names its product V(D)J recombination-activating protein 1-like. NCBI's taxonomy places the organism in Eukaryota, Metazoa, Cnidaria, Anthozoa, Actiniaria, Edwardsiidae. The transcript has 2 exons. The coding region runs from base 665 to 1906 and encodes 413 amino acids. The record is from RefSeq and is a predicted model, not a curated record. Gene Ontology annotation, molecular function: metal ion binding.
GUUGUAUUUUUCAGAGUGAUCCUUGGUGUUUCCUGUGUCAGCUCGACUGAUUUUCAAGGGCUGGCGCAAAGAAAAAAGACCGUCCUUCGACAUCUGGAGCUCCAAGAAAUUCAAUAUGUAAACUUCAGAGCCUUGAAUGAUGUCUACCCUGGACGAGCACAUAGCAAAACUUAGCAAGCGAUAUAGAAUCUGUGGCCAGGCAGGAGGAGCUGGGGAAACUGAAGCCGAAAAAUACAAGCAAGAGAUCCUUGCGAUUUACUCGGUGGAUGUUUCACAAGAUGACCACGCCAAAGUACCUUCCAAAAUCUGCCCAAGCUGUAGAAAAAAACUGAACAGGUCCAAAGCUGCUGCUAAAGAUGGCAACAUUAUCCCCAAGUGCCCCCGCCCUAAAGUAGUCGAAGAUGACCUACGGCCGAUCGCCUUGACAUCACAACUCGCCAAGGUACUGGAAGGGUUUACGCUUCAGCCACUAUUCCAUCAAGUGCUACAUCAACUGGACUGGUUACAGUUUGCAGUUGCUGGGAAGUCUACUACUGAAGCGCUGGUCUAUGUGAUGCACAUAAUUUUCGAGGCUCUCGACAAAGGGGACUGCUGGGUCAGACUGUUUUUUUCUGACUUCAGUAAAGGCUUUGAUUAAGUGGACCAUAACGUUCUAAUAGCAGAAAUGAGUCACCUAGGUGUCCAUGAAUGUAUCAUUCGAUGGGUGUCGUCAUUUGUAUCCAACAGGAGUCAGUAUGUUAAGAUAAGGGAUUCACGCUCCCAUGUAAUAUCACCUAAGGGAGGAAUCCCACAGGGCACCAGGCUAGCUCCGUUACUAUUUGCAAUAUUGGUGAAUAGGUUAGCGCGCGACUGGCAGUAUCGCAUCAAGUAUGUAGAUGACGCUACAGUUUUUGAAGUUGUUCCAAGAAAUUCUCCUAGCUACCUUCCGUUUGUUGCGAAUGACAUAAAUAGCUAUGCCCUUGCACGCAAUAUGCGCCUUAAUGCCAAGAAAUGCAAAGAAAUGGCCAUGUGCUUCCUUACUUAUAAUUCUACUGAGCUUGCUCCUAUGCUCAUAAAUGGUUGUGUUAUUGAGCGCGUGGAUUGCUAUAAGUUGCUUGGUGUCCACAUCACCAGUGACUUCUCGUGGAAUACUCACUGUGAUGCUAUCGUGAAGAAGGCCACCAAGCGUUUGUAUGCAAUCCGUGCGCUCAAGAAAAGCGGUCUAUCAUCAAACGAUCUUAUUCAAGUAUACUGUAGCACAAUGAGAGCUCCUGGUACGACUGAUGAAACCGAACAUUUUAGAAGAAAACUGUACCAACAAGAAGAGGAGGAAGGAGCCAGAACUGUAGAUAGUGAAAUAGAGGUCACAAGCUUUAAGCUUGAUCGCUGUGAACCUGAACAUUUAGUUUCAAUACUUGUAUGUUCUAUUUGUAUGGGAGUGCCAAGCACCCCAGUUGUCACACAAUGUGACCAAAUUUUCUGUAGUGGCUGUAUAACAGCCUGGCUGCGAAAUGCAGGGGCUUGCUCUUCCUGUAGGUCAGUUUUAGAGGUUUCAGAUAUAGAUCCUUUAAAAGGUCCACUCUUAAACAUCUAUUCUCUAGUCAAAAUCAAGUGUGCAUUUUCAUGUAUUGGCUGCUUAGAGGUUUUGGCUAUAAAAAAUUUGAAGGAUUAUGAAUCUUUGUGUCCUGCUAGACAUGGCAAACUUCCUCGUAAAAAAGAAACUAGGACUAGCAAUCCAUUUAAGGAGCCACUUAUUUCUGUCACUGCUAAGUAUGCAAGGCAAAAAAGACUUCAGGGAAUUAUUGGCAUGCUUAAUUCAUUUUGCAAGGAACAAUUUGAGGAUAAGGGUGAUGUUUUGUUUUUCCUUUUGUGCCAGCACCUUCGAGACACUCAAGAUGAGAGGGCUUCUAGUAUUGAUGGACUUUGACAAAGGCUAUCAUACAGCCUAACUACAGACCAAUGUUUGGCACUGCGUGUUGACACUCUCCAAACGAAAGGUCAGUACAAAGCGCAGUAUGAUUUUCUGAAGCAGAAACUGGCUAUCACAGUUUUAAAGCCACCACUUGCUGUGUCAGAAAGUGAGCUGGCAUACAUGCCGGGCUCAGUUAGGUAUAUGGUGGAAGCUGAAGACCCAUUGUUGUCUUACUACCACACACCAGUUUAGCAAAGUGGGCCAGUAGCAAGUGGAUUUAGUGCUGACCCUUCAUGUGAACCUAUCAAUAUCCUUCAAGAUUUUAAUGAUUCAAUUCCUGAGUUCCCAACACCAAAUGUCAAAGGAGUCAGGUUUAGGUUUACCGAUGCCCUUGCAAAAACUCUUGAGGAGUUAGACCCAAUAGUGAAGUCUAAAUUGACUGAGCAUAAUUUAGAUCCUGCCACCACUUUACUCAAGACAACUGUAAAGAAUGGUGCAGAUGGCAUGGGAGAUGUCUCUGUUUACAAAGAAACAGGUGACAGGUUUCUCCAUGACAAAGCAUUUCGCCAUUCUUUUGCAGUCAUCAAAAUUGAGGCACUAACUAAUGGUAAUGUCAUUCCUCUCUUUCUUGAAGACGAGCCGAACUCGGUUCGAACUAACAGGCCUUUGCUUGAAGCAAUUGCAGAUGAAAAUAACAAUGCGUCUAGUUGUGUGUGUCUAAUCCCAUCAGAGGAGGAGAAGGAAUUUCUCAAAGGGAAACAACUGAAAAUUCAGGUAGAUGCUGGUGAGUGGAGAACUCACCAAGUCGUCUUUCAUAAUUCAAUGAUAGACGAGAAACUGGACCGUGCUGAAGGGGGUUUGGCAGGCAGUGGGUCCAGGUAUCUCUGCACAUUGUGUAAGGCCACAAGGGAGACAGCGAAAAGAGAAAUUGGCAGCUUCAGCAUAUGUCGGACAUACCAGGAAAAUGCUGAAAUUGCAGAAUAUGUCAGAACAAACCCUGAUAACCUUUCGAAGGAGCAGCUAGACACACUUGAACAAGGAGUUAAGUCUGCACCAAUUUUAAAGUCAGAUGCCAUAGAGAAAGGAAUUGAUGCCUGAAGAGUGUGUAACGCUGGCCGCUAGGGCCUAGGUCUCAUGUAAGACCGCUGACCGGCUCAGAAGAGAGCAGCCGGCCAUCUUGUUUUGAACAUUAUUCAUGUAAGUCCUACGCGUUCAUUUGUUAUAUCCUAGUUACCGUUAUUUGUAAUCCUCAGUUUAAUUAUAACCCUUGAUUUAUUGUAUUGCCAUAGGACUUCCUCAUCUUUGUCAAUAAAACCAAUUGAACAUCGAGGAGUA